This is a messenger RNA of Umbelopsis ramanniana AG, 761 nucleotides long. RefSeq lists its product as uncharacterized. The record is from RefSeq and is a predicted model, not a curated record. The transcript has a single exon. Lineage: Eukaryota; Fungi; Mucoromycota; Umbelopsidomycetes; Umbelopsidales; Umbelopsidaceae. Bases 26 to 586 code for a protein of 186 amino acids.
CUGCUUCUCUUCUGGACCCUGAACUAUGGAUUUCACAAACAAGUACACUACCGCUUACAUAGGCGUAUUCACUUAUGUUAUGUGGUAUGCCGUCAAUGAAACCAACAAGCUGUUGCUAGACGAAACUACUGCUUACUACGAUGUCGACUUCAAAGGAUUCGAUGCAUCAAACCCACCUUUCACUGCGUGGGGAGAAGGCAUAAGAGGCUUUUAUCCAAUCUUAGCAUUUAUCAAGGCUGCUCAAGCUCUCUCUUUCCUGUUAGUCACUGUGUGCAUGAUGGGACACUUGAAUGUAAACUACAAGGCUUUGCAGGCGGUUGUGGUUGCCAAGUUCGGACUCGAUCUCUGGUGUAUAUGGGAACUGACACAAACGUUGCUGUCCUGGCCAUCAUUCAACGAGUCAACUCUUGAGCUUUUGUCGAAGUUAGCUGUCCCCCGGUUCUACUUUACAGCUGGUUUAAGCGUCCCUCUGUUCGCUUUGCUGUUUGGAAGAGAAAUCGUCAGCUUAUCCCAACAAUUUUACACAAAUCUACAGAUCAGGAGAGGCAAGAUAGCGCCAGAGGAGCAGGAGAAGAAAGAUCAAUAGUGGUUAUUUGCUGAGGAGUAAAUGCCAUUCUCUGUCAGACAAAAAGUAAUAGCGUCAAUUAUCAAAACCAAAAAAGAAAGACACUUGGGUUUCGAGAUAUCAUUUUUCAGGUGCAAUACCUCACUUACUAUCAUCUUCACAUAAUACUUUUUAUUCCUCGUUGGAAUUACUUCCU